AUGGAGGGCGAAGCGGCACCCAAGACUGUGCCUCUUGUUUUAGAUCAGACCGCCGAGCUACUGCAGGGCACUUUCACAACGUUCCGCGAUGUGAGCAACAAGAGGAGCUACUUGGAGCAAAUUGGGCACAUGUGCCGUAAUGAUCAGAAAACGCUCUACUUGGACUUCAAGGAUGUGCUUAAUUUUGAGGCCUCGGGCAAAGCAGAGAUUCAGGGGUUGAGCGUGCUCAUGGAACAAGAGUACUUCCGCAUGGAGCCGUACCUCCGCAAAGCCGUGCAGAACGUGGCCAAGCAACUCUAUCCCGAGUUUAUGAGACCUGACGACGACAAGGAUCAGAAGGAGAGGGAGUUCUGGAUCGCCGUCUACAAUGUGCCCAUGGUCCACAGGCACGGUCUCCUUCUGCGAACAGACAAGAUCGGUUCGCUCAUCGCCGUCAGCGGGACGGUCACACGCACAUCCGAGGUCCGGCCCGAGCUCCUCUACGGCGCGUUCGCCUGCCAGGACUGCCGCGUCGUGGCCAAGGGCAUCCCGCAGCACUUCAAAUACACAGAGCCGAUUGCGUGCAAGAGCAGCCAGUGCAUGAACAAGUUCAGGUGGCAGCUCAACGUCGAGCAGUCGGAGUUCGCCGAUUGGCAGCGCGUGAGGGUGCAGGAGAACCCGUCGGAGAUCCCGUCGGGCUCGAUGCCCCGCAGCAUGGACAUCAUCCUCCGUAACGACGCCGUGGAAAAGGCCAAGCCCGGCGACAAGGCCAUCUUCACCGGUACCUUGAUCGUCGUCCCCGACGUGUCGCAGCUUGGACUGCCCGGUGUGCGCGUUCAGGCCAUAUCGUCGGCGAAGGAGGGAGGGAAGGACAGCGGCGAGGGAUUCUCCGGUACGGCGGACGGCGAGGGCUUCACGGGGCUCAAGUCGCUCGGCGUCCGCGAUCUGUCCUACAAGCUGUGCUUCCUCGCCUGCGCCGUGCACCCGCUCGAUAACAACAAGCUGAUCAACUUCAAGGGCGAGGAGGAAGAUGAUGACGACGAGCAGGUGCUGAGCCAGUUCACCGACGAAGAGUUGGAGGACAUCGAGAAGAUGAAGCAGGACCCCAUUCUCUACGACAACCUUGUGCGGAGCAUUGCCCCGAGCGUGUUUGGUCACGAUGAAGUCAAGCGCGGUAUUUUGCUGAUGCUCUUCGGCGGAGUGCACAAGUCGACGAUCGAGGGCAUCAAGCUGCGCGGCGACAUCAACGUUUGCGUCGUCGGCGAUCCCUCCACGUCCAAGAGCCAAUUCCUCAAAUACGUGGCCUCGUUGAUGCCCCGAGGAAUCUACACGUCCGGUAAGGCCUCCUCUGCGGCCGGUCUGACGGCGUGCGUGGCCAAGGACCCGGACACGGGCGAAUUCGCCAUCGAGGCCGGUGCCCUGAUGCUUGCCGACAACGGCAUCUGUUGUAUUGACGAGUUCGACAAGAUGGACGUGAGAGAUCAGGUCGCCAUUCACGAGGCCAUGGAGCAACAGACCAUCUCUCUCGCCAAGGCCGGCAUUCAGGCGACACUCAACGCGCGCACGUCGAUCCUGGCCGCCGCCAACCCGAUCGGCGGUCGCUACGACAAGUCCAAGACCUUGCGGGCCAAUCUCACCCUGUCGGCGCCCAUCAUGUCCCGAUUCGAUCUCUUCUUCAUCGUUCUGGACGAGUGCGACGAGGAGACCGACAUGAGCAUCGCCAGGCACAUCAUAUCAGUGCAUCAGAAGAGGGAGCAGGCCCUGAAGCCGGUCUACUCGAUCGAGCAACUCCAACGCUACAUCCGAUACUCCCGCAUCUUCAAGCCACGGAUAAGUUCGGAAUCGAUGGAGCUGCUGGUGCACCACUACCGGAAGCUGCGCGAGAACGACGUGGGCGCCGGCGGCAAGUCGUCCUACCGCAUGACCGUCCGUCAGCUCGAGUCCAUGAUCCGUCUCUCCGAGGCCCGCGCGCGCAUUCACUGCGACGAAGAGGUGAGACCGGCGUACGUCGAGGAGGCGGCGCGGUUGCUGAAGAAGUCCCUCAUCCACGUUGAGACCGAGAAGAUCGCUCUCAGCGACGUGCCCGCCAAGAAGCCGGGCGACGGUUCGGUGAUGGACGUGGAGUCAUCGACCGCCGCUGCGCCGACGGGAGGCCCCGCGAAGCCGGCUGCAGCGAAGAAGGGCGGCAAGGCCGCGGCGGUGCAGGAGACGAAGAAGAAAACGAAGACGACGAAGACGACAGACGAUGAAGAGAGCGCGGAAGAACCGCUGACGGUGAGCUACGAGGACUACAGGAAGAUCUCCAACACGCUCGUCGCCCACCUCAAGGACUACGAAGCCUCCGAGGAGGAAGAGUCGGGCGGACUGACGCGAGAGGACCUGGUGAGUUGGUACGUGGAGCAGAAGGCCGACGGGCUCAACUCGGAGGAGGAGCUCAAGCGGACGGCCCGCACGGCGCGGCUCAUCGUCGACCGGCUCGUCACCCGCGACGGCGCCCUCCUCGAGGACAAGAGCGGCGUGCUGGCCGUCCACCCGUCCUUCCUCGACGACUGA
Messenger RNA from Acanthamoeba castellanii str. Neff, 2532 nucleotides. RefSeq names its product DNA replication licensing factor mcm6, putative. Lineage: Eukaryota; Discosea; Longamoebia; Acanthamoebidae. Gene Ontology annotation, biological process: double-strand break repair via break-induced replication; mitotic DNA replication; DNA replication initiation. Gene Ontology annotation, cellular component: MCM complex; nucleus. The record is from RefSeq and is a predicted model, not a curated record. Gene Ontology annotation, molecular function: single-stranded DNA binding; ATP binding; single-stranded 3'-5' DNA helicase activity. The coding region runs from base 1 to 2532 and encodes 843 amino acids. The transcript is spliced from 16 exons.